Molecule: messenger RNA, 2719 nt
Organism: Haemonchus placei
Lineage: Eukaryota; Metazoa; Nematoda; Chromadorea; Rhabditida; Trichostrongylidae
Source: the annotation of a GenBank genome assembly
ACUAACCACUUUAACGACGUCGAUGAAACUGAACCUCAACGGGGCUCCUUAUGAGAUUCACCUAACCAAGACUUAUAGCAUCUACAAAAAAGAAGUACAGAUGAGAUUAUUGGAGAACGCCUGCUUUGGAGCACUUGUUUUACUCGGAAUUGAAGAGGGCCGUCGUACAUGUGCCAAUGGAUUGCCGGUGAUUUCGUCAAGUAUUCGGAUGUUAGGUCGAUUUGAGAAGAUGAAAAGCAUCCAACAUCCUGCACUGUGCGCAUAUAUCGAGCUUGUUCGGUGUACUCUCGUUCCAAAUGCCGUUAUUCUGAUCUCUGAACAUCAUAAUUUGUCACUCUCUUCGCUACUGUCAUCUAAUAGUCUUUCUUCUGAGGAGAUAUUCAAUGUUUUAUGGCAAAUUGCUGAAGGAAUUUCUGCACUUCAUAAUGCAGGAUUUUGUGCUGGGAUACUCAAUUCUGAUUCUAUCGUGAUACCCGAAUGUGAAGAUAAAAGAUCUAUGACCGUCCGUCUAACCCAGUAUGCUAUGAGUUACAUUUCUAAAGAUGGUUUUGAUAUACAGAAUGGAUUGCCCGUUGGGUUUUCUGUAGCACCCGAACAGCUCAUAAAAGGCUUGAGAUGUGGAGGAACAACGUACAAAACGGAUGUAUGGGCACUCGGGAUUGUAUUACUGGAAAUGGCCACGGGUGUUUUGUUACGAGACAUCUGGUCACUGAAGCAGUACAUGACAAUUUUGAAGUGUAGCAUGACAAGAGCCGUCAACGGUUCGCUUUUGGAUCCAUUGUUAAAAGCACUGCGAUCAGUAUCGCAGUCAUCACGAGAUGUCGCAGAGUUGGACAAAAAGCUGCUUGGUGUCAUGGAGAAGUGCCUUUCAUUGUUGCCCUCGAAACGCCCCACUCCCGAUGAAAUCCUUUCUUCCAUUAGUCACGAACAAGCAUCUGAUUCGUCCUACUUCGAGUCUGUGGAAAGCUUAAGCGAAAGAAUCAGCUCUAAUAGCAGUAGGGACUGGAUCCUACGAGAAAUGCCCGUUGAGGACGCACUGUUUCUAUGGAGGCUUUGUGGAUCUUCAGCCGAAGCUAUUUUGAUACGCAAUAAUGUCAUCACUCUCCGUCAUCGAGUGCUCACAAAUCCGAGUAUUGUGGUGGAGGACCUUCGUAUGUUUGGUAACGAUGAAGCCCGAAAGUUUUAUGUAAAACCUGGUGUCGUAAUGCUUCCUGAUAAAAAUAUGCGUGAGAAGUUGUCUUCUAUAGCAUCCACAGACAUUUUCUUGCAAUCGUCUCUUACUGCGACAGAGGCUGGCGAUUUUCAAAACGAUAAUUUAUCCGUGAUUGUUAAAGAAAAGGAUAUGGUCUAUCAGGCGUCUCGUAUGCGGCUCAUUAGUCAUCUCCUAGCUUCACGUUUUUACAAACAGCAAGAACUACUAGAUGCAGUUGCUCCAGACAUCCCGCCAAUGAGAAGAGCUGACGUUUGGUGUGCUCUACUGGACGUACGAUCGAGUGACGAGUGGAACUUUUACCUUUCCAACACUUUAGCUGUCCAUAUAAGUGAUAGGCAACUAGACGUGGACAUACCUCGUUGUCAUCAGUACGAGGAGUUGAUGACAUCUCCAGCUGCUCAUUACGGGUUGCGGCGUCUUCUGAAAGCAUGGCUGAUCAGUCAUCCUCAGUAUGUUUAUUGGCAAGGAUGUGACAGUCUGGCAGCUCCAUUCCUGCUGUUACACUUUAACCGUCUGCCUACUGCUUUGGCUUGCCUUACUGCAUUCAUCAAGAAGUAUCUCAACAACUUUUUUCUGAAGGAUAAUUCUGCUGUGAUACAAGCUUGUUCUCCGGGCCAUUUUAUGAAGACAAACAUACUACUUACAGAACAACUUGCUGUAUUCAAUCAUCUAUUAGCUUAUGUGGAUGCUAAGUUGUACACUCGUUUGGCCUCUAUGGAAUUUUAUCCAGAAUUGUUUGCUAUUCCAUGGUUUCUUACUUGUUUUGCCCAUGUGCUGCCCAUUCACAAAUUAUUUCACAUCUGGGAUCACUUGCUGCAAAGAGACUCGUCAUUUCCUCUGUUCAUAGGUGAGCUUUACGUGUCUUUACCGUUUUUCUCUUUACUCGUCUUUCUAAUACUCUACUUAGAAGGACCUCCCACUUGUGCAAUAAGUUUGAGUUUCGGGUCAUCUCUUACCGAUUCUACCGAGAAGCGACAGAAAAAAAUUAAGAAGAUUUUAUCUUUAGGAUUGGCUAUUUUACGUCAGCUUCGUCCCACCCUUAUAGAUGCUUCUUUCAAUGAUGCAAUAUUACUGUUUUCCGACUUGCCUGACAAGCCGCAAGCAGCUCCACGAGGAUUACCUUGUAGUCUUCGCCAUGUGCCAUACAAAGAGUUGAAAAAAUGGCACUGUCCUCGACUAUCACGUGAGGAGUUCAAGUGGAGAGUCACGGAUCAGUUGAUUGUUGCAAUCGACAUUCGCCCUCAGAUUGAGUUCGGGAGAGGUUGCGUGCUGCGUUCAAUCAAUUAUCCUAACGUCAGUGAUAAGUCUCUGCUGAAUAUUGCUGAACCAAUGAAAGUUGCCCAGAGAAAUCAGCAUCCUAUAUGUAUUCUUGGUGGAAAGGAUGUUGAUAUAACUCGGAAGUUUUCUGGUGAUCUGGUGAAUCUCGGAAUUGAUGGCAUUUGUGUACUGGAUGGAGGCUUCGAGUCGAUUCGGCAUGAUACGUCACUUAUCCACGUACCUCAUUAG